Molecule: messenger RNA, 5964 nt
Organism: Octopus bimaculoides (California two-spot octopus)
Lineage: Eukaryota; Metazoa; Mollusca; Cephalopoda; Octopoda; Octopodidae
Cellular component (GO): acetylcholine-gated channel complex; membrane
Source: RefSeq, a predicted model, not a curated record
GACAGACAGACAGGCGGUAGAAAACAACGGACCGACCAACAGACGAACAGACGAACGGACAGACAGAUAAACGCGCAGGCUGUCAGUCGGACACAAGUCGGCUUGUGGCUUCGUUCGCGAAACAGAACUUUGGACAUAUUAACAUCUGUUGAUUGAAGGACACAGCUGUAACAGUACUUUGAGCACAAUCUGCUUAACAAUGCUUGUCAUAGCCAACAAGACACUACUUGUCACAAUUCCAUCGUGGUAACCAACGACUUGACAGAGACGGGCAUCAAAACUGUCCCUUCCACUCCCCACAGUUCAGACUUUACUCCCUUUGAGUUGAGGAUAAUCUCCAAACUGAAGGAGAACUUCAGGGACAGUUGUUUUGAAGAUAGUAAGAAGAAAGAUGUAGUGACAAGGCUCCUGGGACAUUCACUUUGAAAGACUACCAAGGGGACUUCACGAAGGCUACAGCAAGUACACUGAAGUCAGCGGAUACUACAUCGAAGGAGAAUGGAGUUUUGUAUAUAUGUUGGAAAUGCACCUCGUAUACAAUGUGACGGGAUUGGUCAUUUCUAAAGCACUGCUCAAAGAAAAAGGUGGAAGUCAAAUUUAAAAGUUCAAAUCAAACAGAUAUAAGCAAAAAAGAAAGUUAAACCAGAAAAGAAAAAGUGAAUCUCAUCAAACAGAUCAAGUGGGAUGUAUUUAACUCUUUGAUGCUUGAUGCCCGUAACUUGACUCAUUGGUUCAAAGGAAGAUGUCAUUUGCAACCAUAACUUUGCUAUUUUCUUUACUUGUAUGUACCAUUCAGUUGAGUAAUACUGCAGAAGAGAAACCCUCUUAUUGGUACCCACAUGACUAUCCAAACCCUCGAAAAGAACAGGCAAGAUGUGGACGAGAACUGACGAAACCGUCUUGGCUUUGUGAUCCUGAUAAGCUUUUAACGGAAAAAGAAGCCAUGGAGGUGGACAAGUUGAUAGCCAGUGUACGCACGAAGACCAGAUGCCCUUGUUAUAAAUGUGUCAACAAAAACAAAGGAUAUUUAAUCAUGGUUGCCUUGAUGGGAAAGAUGUACCGAAACGUCCGCAACAAGAAUGAUAGCGAAGAACGUUUAUUUCAAGACAGCAAAAAGUUCGCUACAAAACUGAUGCGGCGCUGGGGAGGACGAAGCAUGUGUGAGGAAUUCGUUAUUAUUCUAUAUUCCAAAGCUGAUAAUGUCCUUUACACAGUGACUGAAAAAAAUGCUGGAAAAAUACUCAAUGAAACAAUGGUCAUGAAAGAACAGGACUAUGUUAAAUGGUACUUUGGUUCUGAAGAUGUUGGUAAUGGUUUGGUCAUGAUGAUCGAAGAUUAUCGGGAUAUGUUUUUGAAGAAAUUCAAAGAGCGUCCCGUGGAGGACUUCAUGAAAGCCGAUGCGGAACCAGUUGUUCAGGAGAAAUCAGAAGCAAAGAGUAAUGCCAUCCAAAAUAAUAUCAGACAGUCUAUGUCAAAGUUAUUUUUAGGAAUAGUUCUUAUAUUGCUGUUUUCUUGGAAUUAAUAGGACUCAAAAAAUUUGGCAAAGUAAAAAUCUUGCAGUUGCGAAAAUAUUGGAAACAUGGCAUUCUAGUUUUGAACCACGGUAACAACAAAGCAUUCUUCAAAGCUAAGCUUUAUUCUUAUUGUGCUCGUUAUUUUCUUAUGUUUCUUCAAGGUGGCCAGCUAACAGAAUCGUUAGCACGAUGACCAGGGUGCUUGGCUGCAUUUCUGUCCGUCUUUACGUUCUGAGUUCAAAUUCCACCGAGGCCGACUUUGCCUUUCAUCCUUUCGGGGGUCGAUGAAAUAAGUACCAGUUGACUACUGGGGUCGAUGUGAUCGAUUUAACCCCCCCUCCCACAUAAAUUCCAAUCCUUGUGCUUAAAAUAGAAAUGAUUAUUUUGCUGUAUUUUCAAUUCAUUUAUUUCUUGUGGUGUCUGUUGAUGUUUGUGAAUCCGUUAUUCUGACUGUUCGUAUUGCCAUUGUUGUUAUUAUUGCUGCUGUUACUGUCCUUGUUUUAUAUACUGUUGUUGUUAGUGAUGAUGAUGUUAUGCGUGUUGCUGAUGUUCUAUUUAAUGCUAUAAUCUUGCUCUUGGCCAAUUCAGACCACAAACACAAUUUUUAUUCCCAUGAUACCACUGAUUUCACAGUGUUCUGUUUCAUUUGCCUCGCAAGACAUACAACUUUUGUGAGUGAGCAACUGGGAGGCAUUAUCAUGGGUUCGAUUUGCAAUUAGUGCCUUAUAUUAUGAAAGUUCGCGGCCAGCUGAGGACAAGUUCCUAAUUCGAUUCCAGGUUGUAGUUUUAGAUUAUUUUUUUUUCAAUUAUCUGAUGUCAUUAAUAUUCUUAAGAAAGACAUUAAUGACAAUAAUAUUUACGGUUUGGCUCUAAUGUAAAUAGGAGACCGUCAUAAAACAAGUCAUUAUCGUAAUUGUAUUCGGUGGAGGAUUCUCGAUAAUUGUAUCUAGGCCGCGGUUUCAGCCCCUUGUUAGAGUUUAUUACAGUAAAUGCUUACGUCAAAUAUUCCCUUGGUAAAUUUAUCAUUGCCCACCAUUAUCAUCAAUAAAAUUAAAAUUGUUAUGUCAAUGUAAGAAUGUCUACAAUAUGCACAGUAGAGUAAGAAACGAUAAACUUCAGUGGGCGAGAUUUUCUUCUAGGUUUCGAAUCCUGCUUCAGAUUAUUUCAUUUUAUUUACUCCCUUUUAAUUUCGUUGUUGAAAGAAAGAACGUCACGAUUUUCCGUUUCCCAUUUUGCGCUAAGUUUGAGAUUUUCGACGACGUAAGAAAGUAGUAUUGAGGGAGACUUCAGAUCAAAAACGAAAGUUUCCUAAAUCAAAAGAAUGAGCCGGAAAUCAGAACUGCCUUGGAUAAAAGUGUUGUAGGUCAAAAGAGCUUUUGGAAAGAGCUGAAGUUUAAAAACUCUGUGGGAACUGCCUCAGAUCAAAAGUUUUCUGCUCCCAGUUGAAGGUGAUCUCUUUCAUUUAAGCCUUCAAUGUAUUUCAAAAUGAAAGUAAAACGAACAUCACACAAUUGUUUUCUCCCCUUCAUUAAUCAUUUAUGUAUUGAGCCUUAAGCCUAAGAGACAAUUCUAGUGAUUGGUCACAUUCUUUCUUCCGUUGCUGACGUUAAACUGAAUCCUUGAUUAAGGAACGUGUUUAUCUUAAAGUAAAAUAAUGACUUUUCAAUAAAUGAUGUCAUGAAGCUGGUAUAAGUUCCAAUUUAGGGUGACUUUAUUUUCUACGAUUACCCCCACCCCUCAUUCUUUGUUGAAAUAUUUCGGUAUCGUAUGUAUAGACAGAUUUAAACACCUCGUCUCUAGAUACAGUAUGAUUGUGGAUAGAAAACGAGGAGUCAGCCGGGUUAAUUUUAAUCCUGUGUCGGGACUUCAUCAGAGACUGUAUAGCCUGUCCGUGGCGAGACUACUCAGGGAAUUUCAGUUUCGUAAUCAAUCUCACACUUAUAAGUCUAAAACUGUUUUUAAAAAUUCUUAUUCUUUGUGGCGCAAUAAGACUUAUAUCUCAAAUUAACAUCACUGAAUCUCAUUUUCUCAUCUCUGUAAAUCGAAGUUUAUCUUCAUUUUAUUUUGUUUUGUUUGUACUUAGGAAAAAAAUUAAAACCAACCAGUGAAUAUACAAACAAGGUGAAUACAUCUGUCUAGACAUACAUCGACAGAUAUAUUUUGUGAUACAAUAUGGCACUGAAACAAAACUGCGUUAACAAACCAGUAAUUUAUUAAUCAGACUAGCUGUCGAAAGUGUGUUAUAUUUGCCAAUUAGUUUGUCCUAUUUAUUCCAGUUCAUAGUAAUAGCAAGUUGAUAAACAGUGUCUCGGUGGACAGAUUAAUACAGUCUCUGAUGGAAUUCCUACACAGGAUUAAAAUUAGUCCGGCUUAUCCAUCGUUUUCUGUUCACGAAAAUGCUGUAUAUACAGACUAGCUGUUUAAAUCUAUCUAUACAUAAUUCGUUGGCUACAAUGUUUUAGAGUGGGGGCGCAAUGGCCCAGUGGUAAGGGCAGCGGAUUCGCGGUUUCGAUUCCCAGACCGGGCGCUGUGUGUGUGUGUGUUUAUUGAGCGAAAACACCUAAAGCUCCUAAUCCGUUGAUUAUCUCUGGCCACCCGCCGGAUUAUUUCAACUAUAGCCGCAAAGAAGCGGGAUAGAUACCGCAAGGUAUUUUGUCCGAUGUUUUAACAAUUCUGUCAAUCCACCUGCCCGGAAUGAUACUUUAUUUAUUUGCCACGAAGCGAUGAGUUAACCUCAACGGGAUUUGAACUCAGAGAGCUGGAACAAAUACCGCAGGGCAGGGCAUUUUAUCCGACGUUCUAACAACACUGCCAGUUCACUACUUUUCAAUAUUAUUGUAUUGGUGAGUUAAGCUUCCUGGGAAUUGAACCCCUGACACAGUUUACUCGUCAUAUGUGUUUUAUUUAACUUAGCUAUUCCACUGGUAAAGGCAUGAACGCUAUAACUUCAUAAUCCCUGCUUCUCUAAACCAACGCUCAAACUACAUAGUUUUAUUUUUUGAAGAAAACAUCAUAUUUUAUUUAUUGUUGAAUUUCUUUUGUUUUAUUUUUUUCUUAUUGCUGUCAUCGUCAUUGUUGUUAAGGUUGCGGUUGUUGUUUGUUGUUCUUAUUGUUGUUGUAAUAAUAUUAAAAUCAUAGAAUUGUCUUCAUUCUUAUUGUUGUUACCGUGGUAUGUUAAUCUUGGCAGAAGUUUGCAGCUUGUAUAGUGUCGGUGCUAGCAGCUUGUUGUUAGACCAGAAAGCGUGUAUAUGUUAGUUACACAGAAAUCUUUUGACAGAAACAAACAAUCAAUAAGAGUUGGUCUGUAGUCAGAAUACAAAAUGAUUUGGCGAGUUGUGUUUGUAAUGGAGGAAACAAACUAAAUACAUAACAGAGUUUAGUCUUGUCUCUGUAGACCAGUGAUUCUCAACCAUUUUUUACCUAUGGACCUCUUUGAUUCCUGUUCUUCAUAUCCAUUCGAUGUUUUAAAAAGCCUAUUAUAUUUUAAUAAUUAAAUAUUAUUAGAAAUUCCAUCAAGAAAUUGCUAAAAUACUUUGUAUAUUGUAGAAGUAGUAGUAAUCUAUUAUAUAUAGAUUUUAACAAAAAGUCUUAUAUGGGCCCCCAAGGGUCAUAUGAACCCCAGUUGAGAACCAUUGCUCUAGACCAGGGGUCUCCCUGUCAUUUUUUUUUUAUCUAUGGACCCCUUCGUUUAAUAUUUUAUUCUGGUAGACCCCCAUAACUAUUCGAUGUUUAAAAACUAGUUGCAUAGAAACUCCUUUCACAAGUCCUAUUAACUUGUGUCGGUUGAACUAUAUAAAAUGCUAAAGAAACCUCGCUGUUUCUUGAAAUACAUACCAAUACAUACAUCGAAAGUAAAAAAUUUUCAGGGGUCCUUAAAAUAUUAUUGUGGAUCUCCACUUUGCUAUUUUGUUGCAUAGACCCCCAAAAGUCUUUUAUGGACCCUCAAGAGUCAUAUGGACCCUGGUUGAGAACCGCUGCUCCAGACUUAGAAAGCACACUAACAUCGACUUCCUGUCAACCCUUUAGAGAUAAUAAGAUAAUUACCAGUUGCACCCUGAAGUACAUAAUAUCAACUAUACUAUCUGGUACUCUUCUGUAAUCCUUAUACGUUUAAGAAAGGCUUCGUUAACCCUUUUACUGCAAACGCAGCUAUAUCCACUGAAAAUGUCAUUGCCCUUAACUGGGGAAAGUAGUUUUAUAUACCAAUCUAUCUUCUGUUGGUUGAGAUAACGUCAAGUUUACUGAUAACGAGACUUGAAGAAAGUACCAGUUCGUCUUUUGGUAGAUAUUUAACAUCAUUACAAAAAUAACCAUGGAAUUCAAUUUCGUAGUGAAAGGGUUAAACCAAGGAGAAAGCCUCUCUGUGAUUACUCGACCUGAUAGAGAUGGCAGCGGCGCAAAUCUCUCUGAAAUUACAGCCUACUGUCUUUAAAAAAAGGGGAGGGGGAUA